Messenger RNA from Staurois parvus, 1872 nucleotides. The record is from the annotation of a GenBank genome assembly. NCBI's taxonomy places the organism in Eukaryota, Metazoa, Chordata, Amphibia, Anura, Ranidae.
AUGGUCCCUGUGAUCAUCCUUUUUAAUUCUUUUUUUUUUUGUUUCUGUGCAGGUUUCCUUAGCACUGGUGACCAAGCUGCAAAAGGAAAUUAUGGACUCCUUGAUCUUAUCCAAGCCUUAAGAUGGACGAGUGAAAAUAUUGGGUUUUUUGGGGGUGAUCCUUUAAGAAUAACAGUAUUUGGAUCUGGUGCAGGUGCAUCAUGUGUGAAUCUGUUGACUCUGUCCCAUUAUUCAGAAGGUAACCGUUGGAGCAACUCCACCAAAGGACUUUUUCAAAGGGCAAUUGCACAAAGUGGAACUGCCCUUUCUAGUUGGGCUGUAAGCUUUCAGCCUGCCAAAUAUACCCGGAUUUUAGCAACAAAAGUAGGAUGCAACAUGACAGAUACAGUAGAAUUAGUGGAAUGUCUGCAGAAAAAGCCUUACCGAGAACUUGUUGACCAAGACAUACAGCCAGCAAGAUAUCACAUCGCUUUUGGACCAGUAAUUGAUGGGGAUGUUAUUCCUGAUGAUCCUCAGAUUCUGAUGGAGCAAGGUGAAUUCCUAAACUAUGAUAUAAUGCUGGGUGUAAAUCAAGGAGAAGGAUUUAAAUUUGUGGAAAGCAUUGUGGACCACGAGGAUGGAAUUUCUGCAAGUGAUUUUGACUUUGCAGUUUCAAAUUUUGUGGAUAACUUGUAUGGAUAUACAGAGGGAAAAGAUAUAAUGAGGGAAACUAUAAAAUUUAUGUAUACAGAUUGGGCAGAUCGACAUAAUCCUGAAACAAGAAGAAAAACAUUGUUGGCGUUGUUUACCGACCACCAAUGGGUUGCACCAGCAGUAGCAACUGCGGAUUUGCACUCCAAUUUUGGUUCUCCUACAUACUUCUAUGCCUUUUUCCAUCAUUGCCAAUCUGAUCAAGUGCCUGCUUGGGCAGAUACAGCUCAUGGAGAUGAGGUUCCCUAUGUUUUUGGGAUUCCCAUGAUUGGACCUACAGAGUUAUUUCCUUGCAAUUUCUCCAAAAAUGAUGUUAUGCUCAGUGCGGUGGUAAUGACAUAUUGGACAAACUUUGCAAAAACUGGAGAUCCAAAUCAGCCUGUACCACAAGACACAAAAUUUAUCCACACAAAGCCAAAUCGCUUUGAAGAAGUUGCAUGGACUAGAUAUUCACAAAAGGACCAAUUAUACCUCCAUAUUGGAUUAAAACCCAGAGUUAAAGAGCAUUAUAGGGCUAAUAAAGUUAAUCUUUGGUUAGAGCUGGUUCCACAUCUUCAUGUUAUUAAUGACCUCACUACAACAAAAGGGCCAUCUACAGACAUCACUUCUACACAAACAAGGAAACCUCCUUUGCCUGUAACUUCAGCUAUUCCAACAAUAAAUGAAGAUACGUUUAAGCAACAGCCUAGUCCAUUUUCAUUGGAAAGAGACUAUUCUACUGAAUUGAGUGUCACUAUUGCUGUUGGGGCAUCUCUGCUGUUUCUCAACAUCUUAGCUUUUGCAGCACUAUAUUACAAAAAGGACAAAAGGAGACAUGAUGUGCAUAGGAGAUGUAGUCCUCAACGCAAUACUACAAAUGACAUAGCCCAUGCACAAGAAGAGGAAAUUAUGUCUCUUCAAAUGAAGCACACAGACUUGGACCAUGAAUGUGAAUCCAUCCAUCCUCAUGAGGUUGUCCUCAGAAAUGCCUGCCCUCCGGACUACACUUUAGCAAUGAGAAGGUCCCCAGAUGAUAUUCCAUUAAUGACCCCCAAUACUAUAACAAUGAUCCCUAACACCAUACCAGGGAUUCAACCUAUACAUGCCUUUAAUACUUUUACUACGGGACAAAAUAACACACUUCCCCAUCCUCAUCCACAUCCACAUCCGCAUCCACAUUCACAUUCUACAACCAGAGUAUAG